This is a messenger RNA of Mycosarcoma maydis (corn smut), 525 nucleotides long. RefSeq lists its product as uncharacterized. The coding region runs from base 1 to 525 and encodes 174 amino acids. The record is from RefSeq and is a predicted model, not a curated record. The transcript has 3 exons. NCBI's taxonomy places the organism in Eukaryota, Fungi, Basidiomycota, Ustilaginomycetes, Ustilaginales.
AUGCAAGCAGCGUCAGGGGUGCGGUGUGGUGGAAUGCAACAGUGGUCUGUAAAUGUAGAUAAAGAUGAAGUAAUGAUGAGGCAGAUGAAGCUGGAUGGGCGCGGGGAUUGCGGACCGCAGAUCAGCGGUGGGUAUUGGAAGCGAGACCAACGUCAACGCGGUGUGGGAGGUAGACAGACUGAGAGGCUGAAUCGAAAGGAUCGCGUUCGAGGCUACACGGACGGUCACCGAAGCGAGCGUAGCCUAGCGAUGCUGAUCGGAUGGGUGAUCAACAGAGACCCGGCGAACGGUGACGGUAUUGAAGCUGAAAUUGAAAUCAAGAUCGAGAUCGAGAUCGAGAUCGUAACCGUGAUCGUGACCAGAGCCGUGGCGGGGAAGGAUCCGAGGAUGGAGCGAUGGAUGGAUGGACGGUUAGGAGAGGGACGAGAAGCAGGCGUGAGGGAGACCAACCGAAAUUGGCAGAUUCACGAUUCACGAUUCGACCAAGUCCAUGCCAGGGUUCAACCACGCCAACGCCAGCCAUGA